Messenger RNA from Etheostoma spectabile (orangethroat darter), 3604 nucleotides. It is a transcript of the gene tax1bp1b, whose product is annotated as Tax1 (human T-cell leukemia virus type I) binding protein 1b. The record is from RefSeq and is a predicted model, not a curated record. The transcript is spliced from 18 exons. NCBI's taxonomy places the organism in Eukaryota, Metazoa, Chordata, Actinopteri, Perciformes, Percidae. The coding region runs from base 264 to 2789 and encodes 841 amino acids.
CAACUAUUUUUUGCACUUGAUUUUACAUUACAUUAUUGUUUGUUCUCUGUAAUAUUGUUUCGCUGUCUGCUAUCUAAGGGUAUUGCUAUUGUGUAACUCUUUUAGAUGGGUGGGAUUCCCAAGCAAGGUCCGGAAAUGACGUAAUGUUAUUAUUAUUCCAGGGAGAGGGCACGGGAAAGCACUGAACUGCGUCAACAAUUUUGAUGAUACAUUCGGAUUGCAGCUCCUGUUCAAUAUGGCAAUUGGCCUCUGCUGAGUGAUUUAUGGAACUGUUCCUGGACGGGACUUUAUUAAGCGACACCAUGGACACAUCAAACUUUGCCCACGUCAUCUUCCAGAAUGUGGGGAAGAGUUACAUGCCCCAUGCUGCACUGGAGUGUCACUAUACCCUUACACAGUUCAUCACUCCCAAUCCAAAGGACUGGGUUGGCAUUUUCAAGGUUGGUUGGAGCACAGCGAGGGACUAUUACACAUUCUUGUGGUCGCCCCUCCCUGAGAACUAUGUGGAAGGCACCGCAGUCAAUCGAAUAGUGGUCUUUCAGGGAUAUUAUGUGCCCAACGAUGAUGCAGAGUUCUACCAGUUCUGUUAUGUGACCCACAAAGGGGAGAUCAGGGGAGCCAGCACACCAUUCCAGUUUCGUGCCAACAGCCCUUCAGAGGAUGAGCUGUUGACUGUGGAGGAUGAAUGCAACUCUGACAUCCUGGUGGUCACCACUAAGGCUAGCUUCCUUGAGCAAAAGAUGGAGGAAGCCAAGAGAGAGAAAGAAGAGCUGAUGAAAAACUUGAGCCUCCUGCAGCAGGAGAAGGAGCAGCUGGAAGCUGAGAAGGAGAGUCUUCAGAAGGAGUGUGAAAAAGAGAAAGAAACCUGUGCACAGCUGAGAAGAGAGAGCCAAGAGUUGCAGAACUCUUCCCAGGCCCUGCAAGAGGAGAAAGAGGAGGUAAAGAGGAGGCUGGAGGAGGCCACGGCCAGAGUUCUACAGUUAGAGGAGGAUCUGAUUGGAGUCACCCAGAAGGGCCUACAAAAGGAAACUGAGCUGGACAGUCUCAAGGAUAGAGUGAAGAAACUUACAGCAGAGAAGGAGGCACUUGAAUCUCAUCUUAAGAAUGAGAAAGAUGAAAAGGAACUUUACAAGACUCACCUGAAAAACCGUGAGCUGGAGAACACCAAGCUGAGUGCAGAGUUGCAGAUGCUGAAGUCCGUGGACGUGAACAAGGAAAACACCAUUGCCCAGUUUAAAGAGGAAGUUGGACGCCUGCAAGCGUGCCUCACUGAAAAGGAGAAACAUUACAGAGAGAUACUGGCCAAAGUCCCCCCCUUGGGAGAUAUGAAGGCCCUGAAAGAGCAGCUGCGGCAGAAGGAGGAACAGCUCCAGGCCAAACAGCAGCAGUCCUCUUUGUUAGCCGCUGAGUUGAGGGACGCCUCUAGCACCCGCGACCGUACUAUGUCCGAACUCUACCACAUGAAGCUGGAGGCGGAUGCCAUUCGCCAAGCCAAGGCUGAAGCUCAGGCCCAGUGUGUCCGCCUGGAGCGCCUGGUAGAGCAGAUGAAGGCAGAGGCCAAGAUUGAAGCUGCCAAAGCAGAAGAAGAAGCUGCUGCCGACCCAGCUGUUUUAGCAGAGCUACAGAGAGAGGUGGAAGACCUGAAGCUGCGACUGCACAUGGCUGCAGAACACUACAAGGAGAAAUACAAGGAAUGUCAGAGACUGCAAAAACAAGUGCUUAGAUUCUCUGAUCCGCAAGGGGAUCUGAAGAGAAGCUCAGCACAAGAGGCCUCAACAAUCCCUUUAUCAGUGAGUCCAGACACUUCAGUGCCAGGGAGUCCAGGUUCUGCUGAUCCCAUGCUGGAAGCCAUCAUCCAGGAGAAACUCAAAGGCAUCAGCAGAGAGGCGUCCGACAGGAAUGACAAGUACAGGAAAUGCAAGCAGAUGCUCGUGGAGGAGAAGGAGCGUAGCUGCAUGUUUGCUGAUGAGCUGGCCAAGAUGGAGGUGAAAUUUAAGGAGCAACUGAAGAUGAAUGAGAACAUGAAACUGCAGUUGGCAGCAGAGGAAGAUCGCUACAAGAGCCAGAUAGCUGAGAAGGGACGGGAGCUAAAGGAACUGAAGGGCACUCUAGCACUUGUUGUUAAGGAGAAGGAAAAAGUAGAGGAGGAACUCCAGAAGGGCAGCAGCAGCAGGAAGGGAGAACAGGGGGCCAGUGAGAAAACUGGCUUGGAGAGUAUCCAGUCCAAUGUGCCUUUAUUCCUGCAGUACCCUGUCCCCUACACCCAAGAUGCCCCCACCCCACUGCUGGUCUCUAAGAGCCCCAGCAAGCUGCAUUUUGGGAACCCUUACUCCAUCUCAGACUCUAAAGAUGAGGGGGAUGAGGAGUUCUUAAAUGAUCAGCUGCUUAGGCCCCCUGUGGGGCCGCCCUCCUGGGACAGUAAUGUGGUGUGUAACCAGCCCACCCGCAAUUAUAGCCGUCCAGAAGGCCACGAGGAGUCAGAGGAAAAUCAAAACAUCAACAAUGGUAAUACCAAUGAACAGCCCACAGCAACUGAAACUCACAGCCCAUUUGUGACCGAUGGACAAACUGCCUUCUGCUUUGAUCCCAGCAUGGACAUGAAGCGAUGUCCACUCUGUGAGGUCAUCUUCCCACCCAACUAUGACCAGAGCAAGUUCGAGGAGCAUGUGGAGAGUCACUGGAAAAUCUGCCCCAUGUGCAGCGAGCAGUUCCCGCUGGACUGCGACCAGAAGGUGUUUGAGAAUCAUGUGCUCACUCACUUUGAUGGCCACCCGCUCAACUUCGACUGAAGAAACAGAAAAUCAGCACAUUCAGUCUGCCUACUUCCUGUCGCCACUGAAAUAAAUCACUCUGCACUCUUUUCUGCAUGUAAUGGUGUGAAGAGCUACUCUUUAGGACUAUACUGACUUUCGCUUUGUUACUUCAACUUAGAGAAACACUUUGAAGUGAUGUGACAUUUUGAAAUGACAUUGGACAGUGGAAGAUUUCCCUUCAUUUGGAAUUUGAAGAAUAAUUUAGGGGGAUAAGACUGUUGUAUGUACAAUACCGACUUUAAAUUGACUCGGCUCACACAGAUCUGUCAGACUACAGGAUGUAAUGAAUCAGGGAAAGUGUUUACCAAACUUACAUUUAAAAUAUCCAACCAAAUGGUCCCCCCCCCCCCCCCUUAAACUUCACUGUACAGGUCAUUUGCUCAUUCUUUUUAGAAAGCAGCUUUGCUGCACUAUAUGCAGUCAGGGAGAUAUCUUCAGUGAUUACAUUCAGACAUGAUAAUACAGUAUAUCAUCAGAUCAUCUAUUUUAGAAUAAUUAAAGCUAAGGAUAUUGUGAAAGCCUUGGUUCUUUUGUGUAUGAGAUAGAUUUGUUUUAUGUUAGGUUUCCUUUGUUUUGAUUUAUAAAUAUUUAAUUGGGGUUUUUUUUUGUGUCAGAAUCCUUAUGACCUUUCAUAGCAUCAGCUAAUCAGUGCAUGCUGAGCUUAUGUUAAAUUUCCUUCUUCGGUUCUUCUCUUUUACAAUAAUAAGUUAUUUCAUCCAUAGAUAUGUUUCAUUUGUUAAGUGAGUUUCAUGUAUCUAAUAUGAACUAAUAAAGUCUGUUUGAAUCUGAAA